This is a messenger RNA of Blepharisma stoltei, 5601 nucleotides long. The record is from the annotation of a GenBank genome assembly. Lineage: Eukaryota; Ciliophora; Heterotrichea; Heterotrichida; Blepharismidae.
AUGAGCGAAAGUACUAGGAAGAAAGGAUUUUUUAAAAAUUCAGCCAGAAGUAACUUUUUUGCAACACAUGUGCUCAAAAACGAAACAAAAAAGCCGCAGAAAAUAACAAAACCAAAAAAAGAACUAACAGGACCUCAAGCGAAAUUAAAUGAAAUUAUAGCAGAAGCUACUGAUUUUAUCUUUAAAAGUGCUGAAACGACUGUAUCGACUCCGUUUGAAAUUAACUGUGUAGCUUUUUCUGAAGACAACCAAACGAUUUUUUUUGGAAGCAGCAAUGGAAAUCUUACUCGAUUUGACAAAAAGGAUGGAAAAAUCUGUGAUGAUGUCCCGCUAGGAAGGUAUCCAAUUUUUGGAAUUUGCUUGGACGAAGCCAAUUCUAAAGUAUUUGUAUGUGGGGCAUCAAAUAAUGUGCAAAUUGGCAUGAAUAAGUGUUAAAAAAUAUCAUUGGUAUAUAGGAAGUAGAUUAAUCGAAUCAAGUGAUUAUAGGAUAUAUCUGUUCAUAAGCUUCCUAGACUUGAACCUCUUCAUGAGUUUCGAGGCCACAAUGACCAAGUAAACCAAAUGUCUCUAUCAUCAAACAAAGAAUUUCUUUAUUCAGCAAAAGAAAUAAAAUGGCAACGUCGAUGGAACAUGGACUCCGAGACACACUCCUUAUGGAGGAGAGAGAACCCAUCCCGAUGAGCUGAAAAUAGUGUCUCUGUCACUUUUUGAAGCAGGCAAAGGAUUUGAGAAUGCCUUCUGAAGAGAAAGUUAUAUUUUUCCCUGAAAGCUUUCCCUGUCCCUACCAAAUGGGCUAGACAGAUUUUGCCUCCACUUAGUCUUUUCUUAUCGGGACUGGGCAUCCGCAAGAGGUAGCUCUAAUCUAUAGAGUUAAUUCUUAGGCUAGGUAGGCUUACGCAGAUAGGCAGGCUAAUGGUCUAUCUGCUUAUAGCCUUAUAAUACUUAACUUACCUUUAUUCAGCAAGCGAAGAUUUUACAGUUAGACAAUGAAGCACCAAACUAAAGGGCAAAAGUGAAGUUAUUUUGACCCAUGAAGGUCCAGCAAGAUGUUUAUGUGUAACUCGUGAUAAUAAGUAUGUUUUUAGUGGAGGCGACGAUAUGGCUAUAAAAAUCUACGACAUUGAGUUCAAAGAAGAAAUGCUGAGUUUGCAAUCUCAAGCUAAAAGUAUAUGAAGUUUAGCUUGCAAUUAUUCUUCCACAAUGCUUGCUUCUGGAACAGAUGAUGGUACAAUUGUUAUUUGGAAUAUCCUGGACUUUACCCCAAUUACACUGUUUACUGACCACUUAGCAGGAAUUAGGUCUCUUGUUUUUAGCCCUGAUGACUGUUUUUUAGCUUCUGGCAGUGGAGAUUCUAAAAUUAAAGUCUGGGAUCUCGAUAAAGAAAGAAGAGAAGUCACUCUAACAGCUCACACAGGCUCGAUUACUGAAAUAGUCAUAUCCCCACAACAAGAUAUCAUAAUUUCAGCCUCAAUUGACAAAAAUAUCAAAAUCUGAGGGUUUCCUCGCUUUCUUGAAGAAGAAGGCUUCAAACUGUUAGGAAACGACUUUUCAAGCAUCAGUUUUACCCCAAAAUCAGACUGUGUCAUUUCUUGUGGAACUGAUAAAGGCAUAAGAUUUUGGGACCCGAAAAAUGAUGAAGCUACAAUUUUGCAUAAAUCUUAUGGGGCUGGGCUUUCAAGCGCAGUAUCUUGGGACGAAAAAUACGCAGCAGUUGGGGAUAAUUUUGGAAAUUUAUACAUUUUUGAUUUAAAGAAAAAAUCAUUAAAGCACCAUAUAUUGCCUAAAGAUGGCCACAUGGGACCGAUAAGAGACAUGUGUUUUUCUUUUGAUUCUGAUUAUUUGGUUACCGGUGGAGGAGACUCAAAAAUUAUGGUCUGGCAUGUAAGAGAGAUGGAAAAUAAUAUACUGUGGGGGCAUCAGCAAAGCAUUUGGUGCGUUUGUAUUAGUCAUGAUGGAGAAACGGUGGCUUCUGGAAGUGCUGAUAAGACACUCAGAGUUUGAAAUUUGAAAACGACUGACCAAAGAUACUGCAUUCAAGCGCAAGAAGCUAUAACUGCUAUAAAAAUAGACAAAACUGACAUGUUUCUUAUAACUGGAGGGCUUACAGGGACUGUAAAAAUAUGAAACAUCGCUGAAAGAAAUCAAGAGUCAGUAUUUGAUAAACAUACUGGGCCAGUGACAGGAAUUCAUAUAUUAAAUGAUAAUGAGAAUAUACAUAAAAUGGCGUAUGGUGACCGACCCGUCCUCUCAGUGAUGGUAACCCAUGUAUAUCCGGGCAUGAUUUUCAGAAGAAGCGACUUAGCCCAGCAAUAUCUGGACCCUGGUGGCGACCGGGGACAAACACAGACCCGCUGAUCGUGUCCAGAUCCUAGGGCAGUUAGGAGCAUCUUCUUUUUCCAGCAGCGCCCAAGCCAGUGGGUGCCCGAAAUGGAGCAGGGCGACUUAUCUGCUCAAGCUGCUACUGUGGUCUACCCCGAAUCGCGGAAGCGAUCGAGGAUUUUCUCAAGCGGAUAAGCUGGGAAAAGGGGAGGCAGAUCAGACGACCAAGGAGGCGGUCUCUCCAGUCAAAAGGGCCCCAAAUUAAACGGGGCGAUCUGGCCAACCGGAGGCAAAGACUGGCGUAAUUCGGGGCGGAAGGCUGAGUUGGAAAUGGUGGUGCCCGGUGACGGUCGGAGACGACCCAAUAGGGCAACCCACUACCGAGAAACCAGGGGUUUCGGCCUGGGCUCAGAGAACCAGUGAUGGAAGUCCAUCCUUUUCGCUCGUGCCGGCACGGCUCCUUAAGGAGCGUGGAGGGAAUGCCACGCAUGGAAGCAGGGACCUUAAAUACAUAUCGCUUAAUUAUUAUUAUAAAUGAUAAUGAGACCUUCUUUAGUUCUUCUCAAGAUUAGAUUAGAUUAGAUUAAGCCGUUUGCCUUGCAGGGCUGGGGAUUCUCACCCCUUCACGCUCAUCGCCCCUGAGGAGCCUCGGCAGACACCCUCCUUGUUGCCUCAAACAAGGGAUUCGCACCACCAGUCUUGACUUCCAUGGCUUCUGGAGUCUAAGGGCCAACCACCUGGGUCGAAACUCCCAGUUUCUAGUUGGGCAAAUACCGUCUUCAGGGUCUGAGGGUCAUAUUGCCCUCAAACAUUGGCCGACCUUGCCCUUUCCAAUGAUUGUCCUGGAGGAAAAACUCCAAGUCCAAGAAUUAGCUCCUCGGGCUCGAAGAAAACCCAGCCCGAACAUACAUAAAGUAUUACCGGCCCCUUUCCGCCUAGAUCUCCGACACUGGGCCGUUGCCUGCUGAUGUUGAAGAAAUAGGGUCGAGAGGUCGGGUGGUCUGUCGUCACCAUUUUUAUGUAUAUGUUCUCAAGAUAAAACUAUUUAUAUUUACUCAUUGAAAUACAGGAUCCCGCUUACUUUCCUUACAAGGAAACAGCCAAUUUUUUCAAUUUCAGUGUCUACUGAUGAAAAAUAUUUGAUUACUGGGGAGCAUGAAAUUAUUUAUAUGCAGGAAAAUCCAUUGAAUUCUAAGGCUGCAAGAAUAUUAGGCCCUGAAGAAAAUGUCCAGAAAUUCCUGACCUAUAUGAAGUCGCUUCUUAGUGACCUUCAUCCUAAGCACGACCCUUCUAUGGACGAUUUCAUAAUCCUGCCUCAGUUCUUAAACACUCUCCAUUUUUAUACAAGUGGGAACCACAAAGACCACUUAAAAAUUUCUCUUUCUCAAAACACAGCUGCAAUAAUCCCAUCAAGAGAUGGCUUCCACCCUCUUUCUAUAUGUCUAAUGAAAGAGCUUAAAACUGCUCGUGACGAAGUCGUAAAUGCUUUUUGUGCAAUUGGCAAAAAAAAUCCUUUUAUUUUACAAAUGCUGGAAGAUGACUUAAUAGAAAUGAAUAAAAAAAGUUUCGGGAAUUUAAAUGAGCUUUAUAAUGUUUUAUACCAAGAAUCUUAAUCUUAAUCUUAAUUAUCUAUAACGCUUAACGUCCACACUAAGGGGUAGCCAACUCCAGAGCUGCCACCAUAUUUAUCCACGUGUCGGGCCCAGAAAUCGCUGGAUCGAUCCCUUUUGAUCGCCAAGGCACGGAUAAAUAAGGCGUUCCGGCUUCGACGGGCUUCGCUGCCACCACGGCUUUGUUUCGACUCAGCUCCUGCGCGUGUUCCGCCUGAGGGUCCAUCUCCCUUGGGAUGUGCUGAGGGUAAAAACUCCAGAUCUUGAGCGCACUGAGGAGCAGUUUCCUUUGGUUUUCCCCAAAGUUAAACCGCUAUUGCUGUGCAGAAGUUCUUGAGGUGAAAACCCAACCCCAUAAAUAAAAUUGCUUGAGUGAGAGAAAGUUAGCGGAGCUAACUUCGCUUGAGCGAAAGCCAUUUUAUUUAUUUUAUACCAAGAAUCAGCCAGAAGGACUUUGCCUAAAUUCUGCGAUAAAAGUGUGGAUCUGCCAAUUGUUCAUAUUUCUGACCAUUGCAGAGUCAAGCCUGAAGAUUUUUUAAAUGAAACACAGCUGUCUUCUCAAGGGAUGGGAAUUUCUUGAAAUGAAAGCUAUGUUAGAAUUCCGCUUAUUAUGGGAAGCGCUGACAGUAUUGAUUUUCUUGAAUCUUUAGCUGACUGUACAAAUUUAGAUGUGCUUAGAUGUGAAUUUGUGCAAGAAAUAAUUAGAUAUAAAUGGGAAACAGCGAAAUAUACAAUGAUGUAUCAGGGAUUAAUGUUUAGCUCUUAUAUGAUUUUGCUGUGUGUUUAUACUGCGUAUUAUAUGGAAAAUGUGUAUUUCCAGACAGGGAUGUUUAUAACAAACAUUUGUUUGCUUUGUUAUGAGUGCUAUCAGCUGAUGGUCAGUGGGGCAAGCUAUUUUACAGACUAUUGGAAUUAUGUGGACUGAGCAAGAGGCUCUAUGAUGUUUUCUUAUAUCAUUAUUGAAUGGUUCGAUGUGUGGGUAGACCUUAAUGCUUCAGUUUUUGCAAUGGUCACUAUUCUAAGCUGGCUUCGUGGGAUCACAUAUUUCCGCUUAUUAACUACAACUCGUUACCUAAUUAACUUGAUUUUCCAAGUGGUUCAUGAUAUUUCUGGUUUUCUCAUAGUUCUAGCAUACAGUACUCUUGCAUUUACAUUUAUUUUCAUUGUGCUUGAGCGAAAAAUGGAAAUCCCUGUCAUGCUGGACUAUUUAAGUUCGUCAUAUUUAUUAGUGUUUGGGAAUUUUGAAGGAGAAGACUACAAUAUAAUUGAAUGGACUUGCCUUACCAUGGCGCUUAUAAUACAGCCAGUUAUCAUGCUAAACUUAUUAAUUGCGAUCAUCAGUGACACUUAUGAUAGAAUUCAAAGCGACUGUGUUGCUGCUGACGCAAAAGAAUUAAUAGAUUUAAUUAUAGAAGUAGAAGGACUGAUGUUUACCAGACGAGAAGUUAAGGCAAAACAUUAUUUUCAAGUGUGCAAGGAGCAUGAAAAAGAAACUGAAGACGGAGGCUGGGAAGGACAAAUUAGGAUGCUUCAAGCUUCAAUUGAUAAAAUUAAUGCAGCGACUCAGUCAAACGGAGAGCUAGCAAUGAAUAAAUUAAGACAGCAAGAUAAAAACUUGAUUGAUCAAAAUAUUAAGCUGGAUCAAGUUUUAAAAUCGAUGAAGAAAUCAUAA